GAAGAGUGAGGGGGGGGGGUAUGCGUGGUGAAGCGUGGCAGCGUCUGAGGAAACACGAGGGGUAUAUAAGAGUGGCAGUGGAGAGCCGCGUUCUUAGUUCGAGUGAGCGUCCCUCCCUGUUAACUCAUCAGCUUCCCUCCGCACAUACACGCACCACCACCGCCAUGAGUUCCGACGCCGCUGAAGUCAAGGUCGCCGAGGAGACCAAGAAGGAGGAGGCGAAGGAGGAGGCGAAGGAGGAGGUGAAGGAGGAGGCGGCGAAGGAGGAAGCAAAGGAAGAAGACACCAAGGAGGAGGCGAAGGAGGAGAAAAAGGAGGAGGAGAAGAAGGACGAGGCGAAGGAGGAGGUGAAGGAGGAGGAAAAGAAGGAGGAGGAGAAGGAACAGGAGGAGGCCAAGGAUGAAAGUAAGGCCGAGGAAGAGAAGCCCGCUGAGGAGAGCCCCGCUGUCAUCGAAGACACCAAGAAGGUCGAGGAGGAGGCGCCGAAAGAAGCGGCAGAACCUGAGUCUUAAUAGUAACCUAGCCACCACGAGCUUCUUCUGUUUACCUUCCCGCCCUCACUGAAGGUUUCCGACUCCAAUCGCUUCAUCUCAGCUGCAUACACCUCCUCCUCCUUACCCUCCAAACUUCAAUGUCUCUUCACUCUUACCCCUGAAUACAGCUCAGUUUUCUCCUCAGCUUCAAAUUAAUCAUUCUCUCUGUUUUACUUUAAUUCUCGUCUUCUGUUUUCUCUUUAUCCUCGCCUUAAGCAGCUACCCAGUUUCUUUCUCUCCUCCUUGGCGUGUAGAUGUACAGACUAUCAUUCGCUUCAGUUUCCCUCCCUCCUCAUUCCCUAGACACGUAAGCUCUCUCUAACUCUCUCGUCCACCUCCUCCUCUCCGAACCCCGUCUCUGUGGGCUCGUGAGGAAGCAGUAGUGAUAGAGAUGAGGAAAUACGUAAUAGGUACGGUAUAUUGCUUGUAACACUGACUGUCGUAUGCAUUCCUGCCACUUGUAUAGCAGACAGAGUACGCAAACCCAUCCAGACGUUCGUAUUGGAGAAAAGGAUGCCAAAGAAUCAAAGAAAAUGGAAAAGUCUUAACAGUAACUCAACUAUUUCUUGUCUUCCUCCCUGUUAGUAGUGGUCUAUCUGUUUUCCAUUUUGUAUGUGAACGAAUGAGACAAUCAGACCCAAUGGCUGUAAAUUAGUUGCAGGUCAUGUUCACCUGUAGACUAACAAAACAAAUACUACGGUGGUGCCUUAACAUUUGUGCCUUCCCGUUUUCUAUAGGAGAAACAAACCCACACUAUUGUAUACAGUUUUCAUGUCAACACUAAUGGGAGAUGACAAAUAAUAGAAAGUUGGUUAAUUUAUACAGUUCCAAUGGUAUCAGUUUCGUAGCCAAGUGUUCCUCCUCCAUUUGAUUUUUUUUUUUUUUUCUUUCUCUUGUCCAGCCGAGCCACGCGUUUGAUCCUGAAGCAGAGUGUGUUGGAGGUGACUCUGGUGUGAGUGAUAGGUGAGAAUUGACUCUAGUCGCACAGGUACACCAGUAGAGCAUUCUGAGAGCAUUAUCCUACCAUUAUCCUCUUCUAUCUCUAUUACAAAGGCAUCAGAACAAUUCCUCUCCUUGCUAUUACUAUUAUUAGCAUUAUUAUUACAAUGCAUUCAGUAAAAUCGUCCUGUUGAGUUAUAUCAAUGUAGAGUUAAUAAGAGUCAAGUUUCCUUUCUUAUUCUUACACUCGAAGGCAAUUAAGGAGUUCCAUACACUUUUCCUGUACCUUUUUUCCUUCUCCUUAAUCACUUCACAUCCUACGGGACAUUAUUUACACCGCCAUGCUCAAGUCACGCAUCUUAACCCGUGAUCGUAAGGCAAGUCUAGAGCGUCAUGAUGUGAGCUCCUGCCUUCCUCUCUUUCCUACCUGGCCACGAUCCUCUCCCUCCAAGACGCUGGUGUAGAAUCUAAUACUAAGUGUGUCGUGUGUGAAGAGAAAGUUAGGUGUGGAAUCUUUAUUAAGGGUGAUUUUGUGUGUGGUGGAUGCUUGUAUGUUUUGUUGUCAGUUUUUUUUUCUCCUUUUUUUUCCACGUGUUCUGCAAGGUUGGAUAUAUAGUAAGAGGAAAAUUAUAACUUGUAUGGAUGUGGUGAGAGAAGAAAGAGAAUAAAUAUACUGUGAAGACUGAAGA
Molecule: messenger RNA, 2161 nt
Organism: Portunus trituberculatus (swimming crab)
Lineage: Eukaryota; Metazoa; Arthropoda; Malacostraca; Decapoda; Portunidae
Product: gelsolin-related protein of 125 kDa-like
Exons: 3
Coding region: 21-512 (163 amino acids)
Source: RefSeq, a predicted model, not a curated record